AUGUCAUCUGUCUUUGUAUUAGGAGCAACUGGUUCAAUUGGUAUUGAUGUCAGUUUGUCUUUUUUGAACCAUGGAUUCAAGGUUUAUGGUUUGGCAAGAAAUCAAGAGAAAGCUGAUUAUUUGAUCUCCAAAGAAAUAAUACCUGUCAUUGGAAGUGCAUCUGAUGUAGAUGUAUGGGGACCAAUUGUUGAAAAGGUUGAUGUUGUUAUUGAAGCUAUUGCUGAUUUCAGUAAUCCACAAACAGCACAAACUAUUUUUAAUAAAUUGAAAGAAAUCACUGCCAAAAGACCAUCAUUGCUUCCUAUCUACACCUCUGGUACUUUGGUUUAUGGCGCAACUGACGCUGGUGAAUUCAUCGAUGAAAACACUACCUACAAACCAACUUUAGACGUGUUGCUUGAGAGAAUCAAGUUGGAGGAGAAAUACCGCGCUAUUGGUGGUGUUGUGAUCCAACCGUCGUUUGUCUAUGGAAGAGCUGGAUCUGGAUCUGGAUUGUACUUUAGAUUGGCAACUAAACCAAAAGAUGGUGUUGUCAGUGUCUUUGGUACCUCUGACCAAUAUCGUUCGUUUGUUCACUCCUACGACCUAGCCCAGCUCUAUUUACUGGCUGCACUAAAGUCAUCGAUCUCCAGAGGUCAGACCUAUAUUGCAUCGGUCAAUUACUUCAAAACAGAAGAAGUUAUAAGAGCAAUGGCCAGAGCUGCAAAUGUCGAAGUAAAAAGCGUUGUCUUUACAGAACCACCAAAAGAAGAUUUUCUCGCCAAUCUUUUGGCAGUAUCGAGCGUCACAGUGGGAAAGAAGGCGAUGUUGACAUUAGGUUGGAAUCCUCAACAACCAUCGAUCAUUGACGAUACCCAAAGAUAUUAUAAUGCUUGGAAUUUAUCAAAACCAGUACAUUUUCUUGAUGCUGAAAGUAGUACUAAAUAA
Messenger RNA from Heterostelium album PN500, 927 nucleotides. RefSeq lists its product as uncharacterized. Lineage: Eukaryota; Evosea; Eumycetozoa; Acytosteliales; Acytosteliaceae. The coding region runs from base 1 to 927 and encodes 308 amino acids. The record is from RefSeq and is a predicted model, not a curated record. The transcript has 2 exons.